AUUCUUAUCGUCAACGCCGCCAUGAUUGACGCUUUGGCAGGUGACAAAGGUGUAGGGGCAUUGUAAACAAAGACCGGUGCUGGUUUUCAUAUCUUGAAUUCUUGAAAGUUGGGACUAAACUGUUUACGUGCAGUUGUUUCAAGAUCUACAUUUGAUUUAUUAAACUAGAGACUGUGAAAACGUAUAUGACAAAAUGAGUUCCGAUGCUAAAACAUCAUCGAAGAAAAAGGAAGGAUUUCUUCGCAGACAAGUAAAAUCGAAAUCGGAUCCCGUCACAGAAGAAGAAUUACUGAAGAAGGACGUCGUUACACCUGAUGACGUUUUAAGGCUUACAAAAUGCACAGAGAGUGAGUUUAUUGGCAAUAGGCUUUAGGUCUAAUUUUUGGUGGGUAAUCCCUUAUUUUAGCACAAUAAAUUAAUAAUUUGAUUAAUUAAAAUUUUUUUGUAAAAAUAAACGUCCAAUGGCACAGUUGAAUAAAGCUAAUUUUUUAAAGAAUUAUAACACCAAAAUCAUAUUUUAGCUGUUGUAGUUUUAAAGUUAUGAAUUUUUAAAGUACAACUUAAUUUUUCCUUUUUUAACAUGGACCGCAUCUCCAUUUUCUGGUACCCAAUUCCGCUGUUACUGUUUGCGUCACGAGCUAUAUAACUCUUGUUUUAAUGAUAAUUUUAUUUUCAGAACUAAUGCUGUAUUAAAAAAAUAAGUUUAAUAAUGUUAAAAAUUUAUAGAUAAAUUGUAGCUUAUCUAAAUAUGCAAUAUUUAUAUCAGUAAACUUAACAUAAUGUAUCAAUAUAUGGCUUUUCAGUUUACCAAAUCUUCAGCGUCCAUUAUACCGGUAUAUGCUAUAUAGUCUAUAUAAGGCAACGCACCCCAUAAAAUGUUGUUUGGGAUCUACUUAUUUUGAACUUUCAACUUUGGCACAUGACUAAUUAAUUAAAGCUUUCCCUGACCAAUGGUGUUAAUAGUUUUUGCACAUGGCAAACUCUUAUGAAUGAAACUUGAGGUAGUCGGUAGUACUACGGCAUAGCAUUAUGCAAAUGGCUGUGAAUGGUUUCCCAUGACUUUUUGCACACGGUCAAUUCUGAUCACUAAUAAUAUGGACUCUACUGGGUUUUUAAAGCUCAAAUUUAAAAAUUCUAGUUCAAAUGUCUUCAAAAUGCAUUCUGAAACACAAGUUAUCAAAUAUUUUGAUGUAUAUAGAGAUAAUAAUGAAUAUUUCCUAAGCUAAGCAUCGGCGUUUUCCGCCAUUUAAGAGGGGGUGGGAUCACUAAUCCAAAAUGGCCUGUGCGACCUUUGCAUAAUGAGGUCAACGUUGAGAAGAAUUGUGAAAAUGUUUCAUGAGCUAACUGAAUGAAAUUUUGCACACGUGCACUUCAACAAAUUAUGCCGGCCUACUUUUAAUAUGAAACACCUACUUUGAAUAUUUAGACCGAAUUUUUUAAUGCGAAGAUGCCUGAUAUUGACAUAUGAUUUUCCUUACUUAACGUUGAUAUAAAGAAAAAAUUAACGCAAUGGGAAUGUAGUUCAACAUUACUCCUAACGUUAAUGGGCGGAGUCAGACCUUAAUUAUGGGCCAAAAGGACUCCUAAUUUAUUCAAAUUACAUGCACAUGAAAAAAAUUAAAAACUCGGAUUUAAUUGCGCCGACGCCCAUUUCCGAUACACAUUUACUAGGAGUGUCCCUUGCUUCGGCGGAGUGCCUAAUUUGAUCGCAAUCCAUUAUCAUAUUUUUUGUGUUUAAUAGAACAAUUACAAGUUAUUGUUUUCCAAAUAUUUCGUCAUAAGUUUAUUUGGUUUUUAAGUGAUUUAAAAUAUAUGUCCAAAAAAUCUGUUGUUUGAUAAAAAAACAGUCAUAUUUGUGGUAAUAUUUUUUCAGUUUUGUUAAAUUUAUGCUUGAUGCUUCCCCCUGGUAUGCAGCGUUUUUUGAACUAGUUUUUCCCCUCUAUUGCCAUCUUUGUUGCCAUGACACCAGACAUGGUCAAAAGUAGUCCAAAUACACAUAUGCAUCUGCCAAAAUGGGGAGGGGAAAGGGAGAGUGUAUGUAGUUUUAGUUACAUAACAAAGAAUAGGCCUAUUGAAUAAUGAAUGGCAAAACCUUUUCAAAAAGACAUACAAAAUUAGCAAAAAUCAUGCAAAUUUAAUUACAUACUUUGUGUGCCAAAAAAAACUUCAAGUCUACAUAACCUGAAUCCGUUUUUUCCAUCCGGAUCCGGAUUUUCUUAUGCGAAAUCCGCCGGAUUCGGAUCCGGAUUCCGGAAUAAUCCGGAUUCCGGUUUCUCCCGGAUUUUGGUACCAUUGGUAGAUACUGCGGUAAGUCAAGGUGGACUACUACUUUUUGUGUAUGGGAAUUCGCAAUCGGCGCCAAAAAAUCCGAGUUUUUAAUUUUCCGAUGUGUGUGUCUAUUUAUUAUUAAAUUAGUACUUUCGAUAUAUAUUUGAGUUCCGUUCCAUUUGGAUAUGUGUCUUACGAGAGACGCCAUGUUUCUACGCGUUCGCAGCAGGUCAUGCAGCUCGCUCAACCUAAUUUCGCCAUGGGGUUGGCCACGCCCCCCUUUUUAAUGGCGGAAGUUGACGAUACUUAGGAAAUAUUAAUAUAUUAUCACUAUUUACAUCAAAAUAAUUGAUAACUUGUGUUUCAGAAUGCAUUUAAAGACAUUUAAACUGGAAUGUUUUAAUUUGAGCUUUAACAACCCGGUAGAAUCCAUAUUAUAAAUGAUCAGAAUUUACCGUGUGCAACACGUUGUCAUUGGCAACCAUUCACAGCCACUUGCAUAACUGUAUCGUAGUACUACCUCAGAGUUUCAUUCAUAAGAGUUUGCCGUGUGCAAAAACUAUUAAACCAUUGGUCAGGGAAAGCUUUAAUUAAUUAUUCAUGUGCCAAAGUUGAAAGUUUAAACUAAGUCUAAACAGUAUUUUAGUGAUAAGGCAGGGAAUGCGUUGCCUUAUAUAAACUAUAUAGUCAUUGCGCAUGACGGGAUUGGUGGAAUGAGAUCACAGAAUGUGGAGAUGCAGUCCAUGUUAAAAAAUGACAAACCAAGUCGUACUUUAAAAAUUCAUAACUUUAAAACUACAACAGCUAAAAAUAUGAUUUUGGUGUUAUAAUUCUUUAAAAAAUUACAUCUUUUCAACUAUGCCAUUGGUUUAUUUUUACAAAAAGUUUAAAUUUUCUUAUCAAAGUCCCUACACUAUUGGCCACUAUUAGCGGUGCUGACUCUAGCCUCUGGUAUGUACGGAAUAUUAAACAUUAAACAAGCUCAACGCUCGAAACAAUCGAUUAAUGUAUCGUGAUCGUGUGGAAUUCGGGAAAGAGAAUUACUUUUAUUUCAGAUUAUGAUCCGGUGAGUCACAAAAUCUGGCAAAUUCCGAAAUCCGGUAUAUUCUGGAUUCCGGAAUCCGGUUGUUCCGGAUACAUGUAAAUCCGGCGGAACCGGAUUUCACCGGAUAGUGCAAAAUCCGGCGGAACCGGAUUCCGGACCGGACUCCGGCACACCCCUACUGAAAUGUAAAUGUCCUUAGCAGGAAAAUAAAUCAGUUUCCUAACUCAGUCGUAAACUUCAAACCUAAAUUUAGUCACCCCAAACUCAAGCCUAAUCUUCAAAGCUAAAUUUAGGCCCUCUCCCCCUAACUCUAGCAUAAAUCUUCAAACCCAAAAUCUAUGACCUAACAUGAACACCAAAACCAUGUGUUCUUGUGUACAGAUAAGUGUAGUGUAGUGAGAAAAUCAUAAAUUUGAAUAAAUAGAUUAAAACAAAUUUUAAAAUACCGGUAUUCAAAAUAAUGAAAACCCAACUUACACAUUGAAAACACUUUUGCUCACUUUAUUACUGGUUCUACCGAAAAAUAAACCCAAAAUAUGUCAGAUAAAAUGAAAAUCCGUUUUGCAAAAUGAUCACAUUGGCAAAAUAGCCUGGUUUUGACAUAUUAUAAUUAACCACGCGUAAAUAUUAAUUAUGAAAUUCAUCAAUCAAAAACAUUCUAUGGGUGCAUUAAUAUAGAAAAAAGAGAAUAAUUAACUCUAGUAAUAAUCUACAACUAAAAAAAUGGGAGUUGACUCAUCAAAAAACUCUUCAGGAAAAUGUAAAUUGACAUCACAUUUUCCCAGUCUCAGACCAAAGGUAAUAUUCAUAAGGUAAAUGUAAGUAAAAAAUAUACACUUAACUGAGACACUAAAACAGUCGCAUAACAGGGUGUUGUAUUAACUGACUGUACUACUUCAGACCUCCACACCCCCAACACACUCUCAAAUAAAUGUUUGAACAAGUUAAGAUUAGGUAUUUAGUUACUCAUUUGCGCACUCAUUCCAAAAAGUGGUGCAAAAUCUUGUGUGUCAAUAUAACGUUUAGCUUGGUUGUGAUCUUCUUUUUGUCAUAGUUUUCUAAUAAUACAUUUUUUUAGUUAUCAGUGCCUUUCGGCGCAUAUUUUUCCAAACACAGUGAUACCAAGUUUGCGUUUAGCGGAGAUUUUUAUAAUUUUCUGAUAUUUCCUGACAGUUUAUGAUUAGUCUUAGUGAUAAGGGCCUAGACAUAUUUUACAGACAGAGUCUGUUGUUCUGUGGAUUAAACCAGGGCUUUUAAAAAUUACAAUGCUAUUUAAUGGAGCACGUCAUAAUAUAUUUCCAGCCAAAUUAAAAUUAACAAAAUAAAGUUGGCCCUGUGUGUUUCAUAAAAAGUAAUUGAUGAGGCUAAGUGAUCAGUUCAUAUUCUCUAUUCUUUAUUAAGAUCAAGGAGAAAAAUGUUUCUGCCUUAUUUAUGACUUUUCUUGAUGUUAGUAUUCUAGCCUAAAUGCCUUUUCACAUUUUUAUAAUAAUUGUUUAGAAAUGAAAUAUUUACACUAACAAAAGCAUCUUGGAGUUUGCCAUCAAGUAGACAAGUAAGAUGAUGAUAGUUUUUGUGGUGUUCAGUUCCAGCAAAUUAAAAUUUUCACAUCAGAAUUUCCCCCCCCCCCCCCCCAAUUGAUAAAAAUUGAAGACCAAAAAAAAAAUGAAAUAAAUACAAUGAUGUAACACACUUGAGGAACAAACUCUUAAUUAUUCUAGUCUUUAUUUUACAUAAUAUUGAGUACUGUAUUUUUAUUUUAAAUAUCGUUUAUAUUUUAAGUAUAAUAUUCUAUUUUCAGAAUACUUGUGCCCACCUGAAGCUAAUAUAUAUGGUAUUGACUUUACAAGGUUCAAGUUAAGAGAUAUUGAUUCAAAUCAGGUUCUUUUUGAAGUAGCAAAACCAGCUCCAACAUAUGAAAAUGGUUAGUAACACCUUCUGUCAAUCACUCCAGCGCACGUCCACUGAGCAAUAAAAACUUAUAAAAAAUAGACAAAAUUUAAUCCUUGUGUUUCAAAAUGCGUUAAAGAAUGUUUAAUAUUAAUAUGUACACAUAUAAAAGUUGUUUUAUAAAAAAUUUAUAUGUAAAACAGUGUUUGAUUUACCAAGCAUGUAUUUAAUUCCAUUUUUAUAUGGAAUUUGUAAUAUGAAACAUUUUUUAAAAGUCAAAUUGCAUUGUAAGCAAACAUGUUUUCAGAAUUCAAAGGUGCUAGGUAUUAUUUCAUUUAAAUAAAUAAUGCAGAUUAGUUUUUAUCACCAUUCCUCAAGGACUUGAAGUAAAUAUUACAUUUAAUAAACAUUUUUUUUUUUUGACACACUGAAUAAAGUUGAUUUUGUCAUGUUUUGCUAUAGGUAAAUUAAUUUUUACAUCCAUGAUACUUUUUUGUAAUGGCUAAAGAAAAGUUUAUUUCAAUAACAAUGGGAAUUUCAGAAGAUGAAGAACAGGAUUUAGCAGAGCCAGAUGAGGAUCCCAACUCUGGAAGAUUUGUUCGCUAUCAAUUUACACCACACUUCUUAAAGUUAAAAACAGUAGGUGCAACGUAAGUAUCCUGUUUCUUUUUUUUCUCAAACAAAGCUUGGCUCUAAUUUUAUAGAUUUUUAAUUUUUCUUCUCUUUUGCAUUCUACUUUCUAUUAAAAAUAAAUAAUAAUGGCCACAUUGACUUUUUUUAAAAAUAGCUCCUGAAAUUUUUUCUUUACCUUCAUAUACAUUUAAAAAAAAUGUUUUAAUUAAGUAAAAUUUCAAGUAGAGUGACAUAACCUAAAUGACACCUGAAUUCACUAUUGCUAAGACAAAAGAAAGUAUACGAGUGUAGACAUUUAACAGCCAUUAAAAUAAUUUCUGAGUGACAUAUAUUAACUAUGAAUUUAUCAGACAAAGCAUAUGCAACCCAAUCCUUCUUACACUUAGAUCUAGUAAAACCUGAUUGAUCCAAGUUAAAUUAUUAUUUAUUUAUUUUUUUUUACUUUCAUGAACUUCUUGAUAUAACAUAAUUGGGAUUAGCUAUUCUGUCAUAAUAAACAUUUUGUUAUUUUUAUACAGUGUUAAUUAUUUUAUUUUCUCAAGAAUAAUAAUUAAAAUAUUCCCUUUCUUCACUUACAGCGUUGAAUUUGUUGUUGGGGAAAAACCUGUGAACAAGUUUCGCAUGAUUGAAAAACAUUAUUUUCGUGAUCGUGUCCUGAAGUGUUUUGAUUUUGAAUUUGGAUUUUGCAUCCCUCACAGUCGUAAUACUGUAGAGCAUAUAUAUGAAUUCCCAAAGCUUAAUGAAGACACAAGUAAGUAUUGACAUGGUCCUAUAUUUAGUUCUCUUUGUUCCUAUUGUUGUUGCAUUAUAAACCAUAAACUUAUUUGACAAAAAGAUAAUGUAAUCACAUGGGGGUUGUAACCUAUUGGCAACACAACAUUUUGCAUUUGUUUUUAGUUUUAUGAUGCUAUAAUUUUGUUUUCUUGUUCUUUUAGUUCAAGAAAUGGUUAGACAUCCUUAUGAGACUCGCUCAGACAGUUUUUACUUUGUAGAGGAUCGACUAAUCAUGCACAACAAAGCUGACUAUGCCUACAACGGUGGCACCGCCGCAUCAUAGUGGAAGAUGAUUACAUUAGUUGAGUGAGAAGCCUGCAAUUUUUGAAAACUUAAAGCACAUGGAAAGCCUUUAAAUAAUUUUAUUUUAUUGUUUGCUCUUUUUAUAAAAAAAUAUUUUCUAACGAUUUUCAGUUAAUCUACAAAACCUUUCAGUGCCAUACACUAAUUUGUACAGUUCUCAACUGAUAUCUCCCUUCCCUUGUUUGUUCUAACUUAACAAACUUAGUGUUCGUAUGUUUUGUUUUCUGUUUUCUUAAUAUUUUUUAGGGUUUAUAUUUUGACACAAUGACUGAUUGUGUUUCUAUGAAAAAAAUGAAAUAGAUUUAGAUGUCCUUUUGCAACAACAAAUGAAUUAAGGUGGAAGCACACUAUUUUAAACUUGGAUAUUGUAAAUGAAAAAAAGUUGUAUAAUGGAGUUAUUUUAUUCAAUGAUUUGCUAAAUACUUAGAAAUGAAAUAAAAGUUAAGUUCAGAAUGGCUUUAUUGCAAUUUUAAUAUUAAUAUAAUACAUAAAUAUAAAUUGAAUAUAUCUUAGUGUCAUCAAAAAAACACUUGUAUUAAUGUUAUAAAUGUUUCAGAUACGUCUACAUUCAUUUUUUUGUGUGGAAAAUAUCAAACAAUUAAUAUCGGACUUUAAAAAAAACAUAACCAACUUUAUUGCAUAAAUGUGAUGUUCAUGGAGACCGCAACUCUAACCUUCACGUAGCUGUCUUUUUUUUUUUUUCUAGCAUGUCUCAAUUCAUUUUAUAGUUUAUCAGAUGACAAUACAGAUUAUCUGAUUUCGCUUUGAAAUAUUGUUGAAUCAUUGAUUUAAACUAAACCAAUGCAGAAAAAUUGUCCCACCUAUCUUUUUCAUCAUUGAAACAUUUUUUUAAUGACUAUGGAAAUUUUUUGUUUGUUUGGUGGGAGGUUGUGGAGUGUGGUUUAUUGAUUAGUCAUUGGUAUUGCUUAUUUUCAUUUGUAUUGAAGCAUUUUUCAUUUCUUGCUCAAUUCAUAAAUCGUAUAGGAUGUCCCAUUGAUAACAAUUGCAACCUUUUUUUUUCACUGUGGUGUACUUUGUUUGACCAUUCCAUUUCUAUUUACCUCAAACCCUGUGUCUUGUUUUGUUCCUGUCAUUUUGAAGCUCUAUCUACAUUGAAAUGGGGGGGGGGGUCAAAAUAUUUUUUAGUCAGGACAAUUUGAGGUCUUAGUGUAUUUGGGUUCCGCUAUGAAUAUGUUCAUUUCUUAAAUCAUGCACGGUUUAUGGUGUUGAUUUCGAGAUGAUAAGGAGUGCAACCAUUUUGUAAAUCCAUAAUUUUUUAACUAAAAUGUUACAACUGGUGAAAGACUUUUUUGAAUAAUUUACACACAUUAUUUUAUAAAUAAUUGUAAUCAUGUCCAUCUCCUUGCUAAAUUUAGAAUUAAAACUUUGUUUUAUUUUUAAUUUUUAUAAUGAAAUCUCUGCCCCUGUGGUUCUAAAUUGCUUGGCUAGAGUAGAUGUGUCAAAUGGAAAAGAUAAAAUAAAAAGUGGCUAAUGGGUGUCAUUUUAAAAUUGUUUAAAGGUACGCUAUAUAAGGUUGAGUGUUUAACUGUGCGCACCUCAAGGUCUACAUUAAGGGAAUCCUUGGUUUACUCUACUAUUCCUACAUGAUUCCUUCUGUUGCUCAGAUAAUUAUAAAAUGGGCUGAUUAAACAAAAGAUGAGUUUUCGUGUAAAUAAAGAUGAUGUAUGAUGUAACACAGGAGAGGGAAUUUCAUAAACCAAGUUCCAAAGAUUUAUCAUUUAUUUUAAUUUUAAGAGAAAAUUUCAUGUAUGAAGAACUAAUGAUGUCAUGAACUAACGUGAGUUUUUUGUGUGCAUUAAAAUGAUAGUUUAAAGUUGAAAAAAAAAAAAAAAAAAAAAAAUCCAAAUAAUCAUAAAAUUUAAAUUGUACUAUAAUUUCAGAGGU
Molecule: messenger RNA, 8815 nt
Organism: Lymnaea stagnalis (great pond snail)
Lineage: Eukaryota; Metazoa; Mollusca; Gastropoda; Lymnaeidae
Source: the annotation of a GenBank genome assembly